AUGAGUGUACGAGUUAGUGGCGGGGGGGUCGAAGGGGUUAGGCAAGGCAAUAGCACUAGAACUGGCAUCGAAAGACAUGGAUCGGGCUCACAAGAACCAGGCGCCAAUCUGCUCCUUCUCGCCCGGACGGAAAGUGCAUUACAAGCUACGCAGCAUGAAGUCGAAGCCGCAUGUGUCUCGUCAAAACAGAUUGUCGAUACACGGUCGGUUGAUCUGACCAAACCUGAUGAAAUAUCUAGAGCCUUACGACACUACCACCCGCCUGACAUCCUUGUCUGCACAGCGGGGGGCACUCCCAACCAGGUCGGCUUUCUCGCCGAUGUCCCUCCCGAAGCUCUCACCUCGUGCAUGGAAUCAAACUACUACACCACAAUAUUCGCCGUCCAAUGCUGCUUGAAACUAUGGCUCGUUACCCCGCAGACGCCCUCCCCCAGACAUAUUAUCCUCACAUCCUCGACCGCCGCUUUCCUCGGGCUACCGGGUUACAUAGCAUACACCCCUACCAAGGUAGCUAUUCGCGCGUUGGCUGAUACCCUUCGUCAAGAACUGCUUCUUUACGGAAAAGAUGCGUUUAAAGUCCAUUGCUGUUUUCCUGGAUCAUUCCUAUCGGAGUCCUUUUUCCAGGAGCAAGAACACAAACCCGGGCUUACAAAGGUCCUCGAGGGAACCAGUAUGUCUCAGGAGGAACUGGAGCGCAAGAUACCCGGUGCCCGAGAGGUCGCGAGGAAGAUUGUUCGGGGCUUGGAGAAGGGGAAGACGUACAUCUCAGUCGACUUCCAGACGGAGCUUCUGCUGAAUAAUAUGCGUGGGCCGAGUCCGCGGUUUUGGACGGUGUGUGAUUUCAUGCUGGGAUUGUUAGCGUCCUUCGUAUGGUGGGUUUUCCGUAUCGAUUUUGAUGCGAAGACCACAAGGUAUGGGGCGGCGAGGAAUGCAAGAGAUAGUCGGGUUUAA
Messenger RNA from Aspergillus bombycis, 951 nucleotides. Its product is annotated as putative short-chain dehydrogenase. The transcript is spliced from 4 exons. Bases 1 to 951 code for a protein of 316 amino acids. Gene Ontology annotation, cellular component: endoplasmic reticulum membrane. Lineage: Eukaryota; Fungi; Ascomycota; Eurotiomycetes; Eurotiales; Aspergillaceae. Gene Ontology annotation, biological process: sphingolipid biosynthetic process. Gene Ontology annotation, molecular function: 3-dehydrosphinganine reductase activity. The record is from RefSeq and is a predicted model, not a curated record.